AUGUCAGACGACGAUGACAAAUCCGCUCCUGUGAUACCAGAGGAGCUAUCAAAAGAAACUCGUAAAUUCCGUAAAAAGAAGCAGUUAUCAGACGAUGAAAUCGAUAAAGGUCCAAGGCGUACGAGGGAAAAGGUCAUCCCAAAGAAUACAUCCGACGACGAAAUAGAUGGUAUGGACACGGACGAUCUUUUGGAUCAAGCGGAUAAACUGCCAUCAAAAAUUGUAUCAUCAUCGCUUCGCCGACGCCGACGUCUGCAACGUGCAAAACCAGCAAACCGUCCAUCUGUCACCAAGAAAAAGCCGGAAAUAAAGAAGAAAGUCGUGGUGACGGAUCCUCAGCGAGCACGACUUUUAGCCGAUCAGUAUCCGGACAGUUACUGGCAAUUUCACGCCGAUACAGAGUAUGACAUGAUUGGCGCUAUCAAUGAAGAUAAUCCCCUGGAAGUGGUCAAUUGUCACAUCAGCGAUCAAGCACCUAUCAUCGGCAUGACACUAUCGAAAGACGGAAUGUUACUGGCUACUUUUUCUAAUGUGGGGAAUGUCAAGAUCUGGGAUGUGGGAGACCAAUUUGCUUUGGUCCGCAAACUACGGGAUGCAGAGGAAGCCAAUAUUGACGAAUUCUAUUGUGGCCAGUUUGCUUCGGCCGAUGGUUCCGUGAUUGCGACUGGUGGAAAGCUGAAAGAUCGUCACCGAUGGUCAGCCGAGGAUGACGAUAGUCAUAUCCUUCCUUGCCCUAUCAAGAUUUUCGACCUCGAAAAGUGUACCGUGAUAGGCAAACUGCAUGGGCAUGCAGAAGAAAUCCUGUGUAUCAAAUCUCUGACAUUCAUGAACGAAAACUAUUACAUCUCCACGAGUCAAGAUGGCUACAUCAUCAAAUGGCAGAUGGAAGAUGACUGGACCACGUUGAAGACCUCGACCCGGAUGGAAGAUGGAAUUACUUGUAUGGCCUUUACCGUUUCUUUCCUCCCGAAUACAGGUAACAAAUAUUUCCUCGCCGCGUGCGAUGGACAUUUACGGCUAUACGAUUUUGAGGAAGCCCAGUUGAUGCAGACGUUUGAGGACAUGUAUUCAUCAUACUGUGAUUGCGGCAAGUUUAUUCAGUGGCUAGACGACGAGGAAGAAGAAGUCGAUAUUGAAACAAUGCAGGUGGACGAACCCGGCAGAGCCUGGUUCAUCAGUCGUGGCGCAGAGAUGUGUGACGUAGAGGAAGGUGUCUCCUCCAUUCCAAAUGCAUGUAAAUUACACAAAUUGAUUUAUCCGACGGAACAAGGCCAAUUGUUCCAAUUACAAGAAGUGAAGAAAUACAUGGACAAGGAUUAUCAUGCCAAUUCAUGGCUUGUCAAGAUCACAUCCAAUGGACGUUAUAUCCUCGCUCCUACGAUAUACGGUCAAAUAUUCGUCUUCAAUAUGCAAACAGGAAAGGUCUCGGCGGUAAUGAAAGAACACGAUGAUGUCGAAGUUCGUGAUGUCAUUCUGCAUCCGUACCGUCCAUUACUCUUUUCCUCUGGUGAUGAUGGAUGCGUUAAAGUGUAUACAUACAAAUAUACUUCAGAAGAGAAUGCCGUGGAAAGUUUGGAUGUGGCAAUGGCAUGA
Radiomyces spectabilis is the source of this 1593-nucleotide messenger RNA. Its product is annotated as WD40-repeat-containing domain protein. The transcript has 8 exons. Gene Ontology annotation, molecular function: protein binding. The record is from RefSeq and is a predicted model, not a curated record. Lineage: Eukaryota; Fungi; Mucoromycota; Mucoromycetes; Mucorales; Radiomycetaceae. The coding region runs from base 1 to 1593 and encodes 530 amino acids.